UAUGCUCCCUUGCAGUUGUAGAUGAAGCCCUAUCCAGGAGCAAAGCUUGUGGUCAGAAUGGCCCGCUAUGGUUGUACCAACCGACCAUUUUAUCAUAUAGUUGUUACCUGGAACAGGUAUCCAAGAGACAGGAAAAUUAAAGAACAGAUUGGCUUCUAUGACAGAUUACCCAACCUGAAUGGAGAACAAGUGCUUGGACUGAAUCUAGAUAGAGUUCGCCAUUAUUUUAAGUUUGGAGCAGAGUUUUCCAGGCCUGUACUCCAGCUUUUAGGAAUUGUGGGAUAUUUCCCUAUUCAUCCUUACACUCUGGUUGAGGCCAGAAGAAUAACUCGUCGUCGGGAAGAAUUGGAGAAAAAGCUUAUAGAAUUGCACAGUGAACAAAAAAGUGACCAAUCAGAAGAGGAAGUGGAAAAAGAGAAUUUAAACAUUGACCAAUCAAAUAACAUGGAUUCUGACACAAUGCCUACAACAGCCAAUCAGAAUAGAGAAACAUUAUCGGAAUCAUUAAGCAAAGCAAAAAAAUUGUCUGUAUUAAAAGUGUAAAAACUA
Saccostrea echinata is the source of this 549-nucleotide messenger RNA. Its product is annotated as small ribosomal subunit protein bS16m-like. Lineage: Eukaryota; Metazoa; Mollusca; Bivalvia; Ostreida; Ostreidae. Gene Ontology annotation, cellular component: ribosome; mitochondrial small ribosomal subunit. The record is from RefSeq and is a predicted model, not a curated record. Gene Ontology annotation, biological process: mitochondrial translation. Bases 22 to 543 code for a protein of 173 amino acids. Gene Ontology annotation, molecular function: structural constituent of ribosome. The transcript is spliced from 2 exons.